Molecule: messenger RNA, 1218 nt
Organism: Boeremia exigua
Lineage: Eukaryota; Fungi; Ascomycota; Dothideomycetes; Pleosporales; Didymellaceae
Product: ribonuclease Trv
Exons: 4
Coding region: 354-1154 (266 amino acids)
Biological process (GO): RNA catabolic process
Cellular component (GO): extracellular region
Molecular function (GO): RNA binding; ribonuclease T2 activity
Source: RefSeq, a predicted model, not a curated record
GUCACGGUGCCUUUGGCUGACGCGUGCUGAGAUCGUGCAAGCGUGAUGAUUGGCCCGACGAUCGGCCGCGCACGGCUCGUAGGCGCCCGUUAUCUCUCCAUACAUUUGCACACGUGCCUUACAUCUACCGAACGCUAAUCCAGUAGCAGAAGGUAAAGUUCAAGACGCGAAAGGUCAAACAUGCAGUACACACUUACCUUCCUUACAAGAGCCAAGCUGCCGAAAUGUUGAUGCACAGGAGACGGAGUUUCGCGAUGAUCGACGGAGCCGGAUCUCUUCGAGACGGCUGUAAGUCUAUAUAAGACUUGCGGGAUGCAGCCAAGAAAGUUAAGCAUUGAUCUACCAAAUCCUCCAUGUCUUCUAUCUCGUCUUUCCUACUUGCCCUCGGCAUCUUUGCCGGCUCGGCAAUUGCCACCGCGCCCGUGUGCUCGGCAUCUGCAGCGCUCAGCUGCUCGAGUAGCACCGUUUCCAACACGUGCUGCACCGAGGCCCAAGGACAAGUCUUGCAGGUCCAGUUCUGGGACUACAACCCUGCUACCGGUCCAGCCAACUCCUGGACCAUCCACGGCCUGUGGCCUGAUAACUGUGAUGGCACGUACAAGUCGUCAUGUGACAGCUCCAGAGCCUACACCGGUAUCGGCUGCACACUCGCGAACAAGGGCCACACAGACAUUCUCAACUACAUGAAAACAUACUGGAAGGACUAUCAGGGCGAAGACGAAUCUUUCUGGGAGCACGAGUGGGCCAAACAUGGAACUUGUUAUUCAACACUGAAGCCGAGCUGCUACACCAGCUACAAAGCUCAGGACGAACUUGUUGACUUCCUGAACACCACCAUCACUCUGUUCAAAGACCUGCCAACCUACACUUGGUUGUUGAAUGCCGGUAUCACACCCAGCUCGACCAAGACCUACACCAACGCUGCUAUCACCGCCGCUCUCAAGGCAAAGUUCGGCGCCACGCCCAUCCUGACUUGCACCAGCGGCGCGCUCAACCAGAUCCAGUACGCCUUUAACGUGCGUGGCAGCGUUGCGAAUGGCAACUUCGUGCCUGUCAAUCCGACUGGCACUUCUGGAAACUGCCCAUCCACAGGUAUCAAGUACUUGCCCAAGGUGUUGAGCACUGCACCAAGCGCAGAUGAGGGUAGCUGUUAGUUCAUUGGUGGAAACGAAGAUGGUACUUUUCUGUAGUCGCUACUUGAAUCCACGCCCUGGUGUC